Molecule: messenger RNA, 1215 nt
Organism: Penicillium taxi
Lineage: Eukaryota; Fungi; Ascomycota; Eurotiomycetes; Eurotiales; Aspergillaceae
Exons: 4
Coding region: 1-1215 (404 amino acids)
Biological process (GO): late endosome to vacuole transport via multivesicular body sorting pathway
Cellular component (GO): multivesicular body
Source: RefSeq, a predicted model, not a curated record
AUGGCGAGUAAUAUUCCAGCAGUGCUACGAUCGAUUGACAUUGGUCGCUUUGCCCUGAGGGCAGCGCAGGUCGAGACAGCGAAGCCAAUAGUCGCCUAUUGGUGUAAUUUCCAUAUUGUGAACCAAAUUAUUGAAAGAGGUCUACACAGUUCAAGUGAUGAGAUCAAGCUAUACACAACCAACCUGGUGGACAAGCUUGAACAGUUCAAAAGUGAGAAUCCAGACAAUGAGACUGUAACGGACAAUGUCGCGGCAAAUGCAUAUGUGGAACAAUUCGGACUGGAAGUCUUUAACCGCGCUGAGGCUGCUAUGACUGCCAAUAAAGUGACCAAGCAAACAGCAGACACAUUUCAAGCAGCAUCCACAUUUCUUGAACUAUGUGCAAUCUGGGGAGAUAUUGACACUGAAAUUGCAGGAAGAAUCAAGUUUGCCAAAUAUCAUGCAGUUCGAAUUGUCAAGGCAAUCAAAGCUGGAGAAGACCCCAAUGAUUCCAACCCUGCACCAAAGGAGGAGGAAGAAGUCCCAGUUGGUGAUUCAGAUGUUCAAGCAUUCGAUGAAUCAGUGGCAGAGCAGGCAUCAAAGCCCCGACAGGCAUCUGUGGAGGAGAUUCCCGAUGAGGCUGAUCGACUUGGACACCAUAUGGCUCAUCAAUCUACUCUCGAUGAGUCUCUUCAUCCGUCGAGAGAUUCUUCGCUUCCGCGUGCCCCUUUUGAGAUUCCUUCUGUCCCUCAAAAUGCGCCUGGUACCCCUGGACGGCAGAUGGACAUCGACCUGCCACAGCCUGGGGACCUCGAGCUUCCUUCAACUCCCGGCACCAUAGGUGGAUCUACAGUUCCAACAUUGCCAGAUGCCCCUGGACAACCCAACACUCGCUCUACUCACUCUCUGCCCCCUUCUGACACCUUUCAGUCCUUCCCUCCGCCUGCUAGCCCAUCAGUUACAACUCCUAAUCCUGCCUCAUUCUAUGAUACACCAACUGCGAGUGCUUUUAUCCCGCCACCAGCAGCUGCUGGGAUUCCUUCAUUUACUCCUACCUCUCCCCCGGCUGCCCCUGUCCCGAGUGCUUCAACUCAGCCAUCGCGUUCCAUUGACGAUCAAUCUAUCUCUCUGGCACAGAAGCAUGCUCGUUGGGCAGUUUCUGCGCUGGCAUUUGAUGAUGUCGAUACUGCAGUAAAGGAAUUACGAAACUCUCUGAGAUACCUGGGGGCGGAGUGA